Molecule: messenger RNA, 1635 nt
Organism: Oncorhynchus nerka (sockeye salmon)
Lineage: Eukaryota; Metazoa; Chordata; Actinopteri; Salmoniformes; Salmonidae
Gene: allc
Product: allantoicase
Exons: 11
Coding region: 329-1513 (394 amino acids)
Biological process (GO): allantoin catabolic process
Molecular function (GO): allantoicase activity
Source: RefSeq, a predicted model, not a curated record
GGCUCACCCAUCUACAUAUCCAAUUGCUAACAAUAUUCAGUAUUCAAAACAAAAAAAAUCCAUUCCCCCACUACCUAUCUCGUUUAGUUAACACUGCUGUCAAUGACUUCCCAGUCACCGGACUUUGCCCUGGUGAAUUGAUUGAAAGAAAACAGGCACAAGAAUAAUCUUUUCAUUAGUGGUUGUGGACUGCUUUUUUAAACUUGGAAGUACAGGAAGCUGUAAUAUAUACAAGCAGAUUUAUCUUAUUGUAUGAGGUAAAUGAGAAUUUUUUUCUCAAUCUGGAUCGAGUUACAUGUCGGUAUUGUAAAUUAUAGUCUGCAAUAGAAUGGCAGACCGAAAAGCAGUGAAAAUUGUCAGUGAUCAACCAGACUUUCUGCAGUUUAAUAACCUGGCCUGUGAGACAGCUGGAGGAAAUGUUAUUUUUGCGACAGACGAAUGGUUUGCACCAGCUAGCAAUCUUCUGAAGAAAGAGCCACCAGAGUUCAUAGCGUCUGCAUUCACCGAGUACGGAAAAUGGAUGGACGGCUGGGAGACGAGAAGGAAAAGAAUACCUGGUCAUGACUGGUGUAUCAUCCAGCUGGGUGUACCUGGCAUCAUACAUGGCCUGGAUGUGGACACGUCCUUCUUUACUGGAAACUACUCGCCCUCUGCCUCAGUUCAAGCUGCAUGUCUGGAUGAGGCCCCAGCACUGACCCUGGAGGGAGACCGCACUGGCAUGGCUGCUUCCGACAGUCAGUUUGAAGCAGUUGCUAAGUUGCACUCUGAGUCGUGGGAGGAGCUUGUUCCUGUGACAGAGCUGAAACCUGGAUACUCCGACACCUGUCAUAACUACUUCCCAAUCACCUACCCCAGCAGAGUCACCCACCUACGACUCAACAUGUACCCAGAUGGGGGGAUUGCUAGACUGAAGGUCUAUGGCGUUGGGCAGAAAGACUGGUCUGCCCUGCCCACACAGGACCAGCUGGACCUGGUGGCCCUGGUCAACGGUGGGGUCUGUCUGGGCUACAGCGACGCCCACUUUGGCCACCCCCGGAAUAUGAUUGGUUUGGGAAGAUCUGCAAACAUGGGCGAUGGAUGGGAGACAGCCCGUCGACUGGACAGACCCAAAAACCUACAGGUGGAUGGGAAGGGCAUCCUACAGGUACCAGGUUAUGAGUGGGCCGUUCUCAGACUGGGGCAUCCCGGAGUCAUCAGCCAAAUUGAGAUAGACACCAACCACUUCAAAGGAAACUUCCCAGACUCCUGUAAGAUAGAAGCGUGCCAUCUGACCCCCGAGGAGGAAGGGAAGUAUGUGAGUGGCAGGUGGAGCAGCGAUCCAGGAAACAAAUGGCGGGUGCUUCUGCAACCUCAGAAACUGCAGGCCCAUCACAGGCACUUUUACUCAUGUGACUCGCUGGCGCUGUCUGGGCCGGUCAGUCACGUGCGUCUGGUCAUCGCCCCAGAUGGAGGGGUCAGCCGACUCAGACUCUGGGGGCGUCCGACUUCCACAAGACACACCUCCAAACUGUGAUGCAUUAGGCCACAUUAUUGGAUGAGUUUUGGUGAGCUCAUUGUGGAAAUUAAUGGCCUGAGUUUAACAUGUAGGCUACAUAUGAAACCUAAAAAAAUAAACUUUCAUCUGAAAACAUACAA